Messenger RNA from Electrophorus electricus (electric eel), 1391 nucleotides. It is a transcript of the gene ttc19, whose product is annotated as tetratricopeptide repeat domain 19. The record is from RefSeq and is a predicted model, not a curated record. Lineage: Eukaryota; Metazoa; Chordata; Actinopteri; Gymnotiformes; Gymnotidae. Gene Ontology annotation, biological process: mitochondrial respiratory chain complex III assembly. Gene Ontology annotation, molecular function: protein binding. Gene Ontology annotation, cellular component: mitochondrial inner membrane.
ACCCCAGCCUGCCAUGCCACGUGACUAUAUAACGUCAUUGCACGCUCUUAAAAGAAACAUGGCGCUCCCCUCCAGCUGUCGCCUGUUUUCACAAACAGCUUGUUCUCACGUGCUAAGACAGGGACGGAGACGUUGUUGGCUUCCUGGAUUAUCUCCUUGCAGAACGCACACGAUGUAUCGGGGGAUAUCGUUAAUCUCGCCCGUGGGUCACUCUCAGGGACGAACGUCAUUCAGAUUGUGCACAAGCGCGCGGCGCGCGGAUGAGAGGAGCGGGACGACACGCGCGACUCGCUCGCGCUGUGUUGCCCUGUGGAGCGCCGUGGCAUUCUCACUGUUUGGAAGCAUGGAUAAGAGAACUGAGGAACAGAAGACAGAGGAUGAGAUUGUUCUCCUCUUAAGGAAAGCAAAGUACAACAUGAUGCUGGGAGAACUAGACGCAGCAAACAGCUUCUUGCAUAAAGCGCUUGGACUUGCCCAUCAGAGUCAAAAUAAGGAUGCCAUCCUCUACGCCUACAGCCUGAUGGCUAACCUGGCCUUUGUACAGGGUCAGCUGGACAAUGCUGAGAAACUCUUCAAAGCAGCCAUGAGUUUCAUGCUGUCCGGCGGAACGCCAGAGGAUGACAAUGCAAUCAUUGAAAUGUCCCUGAAACUGGCCAGCAUAUAUGCCUCUCAAAACAAGAAUGAGUUGGCAGAACAUGGAUUUCAGUUCUGCACAGAGUCACUAGAGGCCAAGAUUGAGAAACACCAGGCUCUUCCUGCAUAUGCUGUGUCAGAAGACGAACGGAAGAAUACGCGACUGCUCCUUGGCCUCAGCCUGGACACACGUGCACGCUACCUGACGGCAGCAAGACGCUUCACGGCUGCCUGCAGGGACUACCACCGUGCCCUGAUCAUCUGCCAGGAGGAGCAGGGUGAGGCCCAUCCACAGACACUGGUGCUGAUGAGUGACCUGGCCACAGUGCUGGACCUCCAGGGGAAGCACGAGGAGGCUCUGGCCCACGUGCACAGGGCUGUGACGCUAUCCCAGGUGGCCGGCCACCCUGACCAGCACGUCCUGCUGGGCAACAUGGCAGGCAUUCUGAUGCACAAAGGUGCAUUUGAGGAGGCCCUGAAGCUGUAUGAGGAAGCGCUGGCACUGGCACGGGCGGCUGGUGAUGAGGAGGCAGUCCAGCAGCUGGAAGAGGGGCUCCAGGAGCUGGACAGGAGGUGCAGGGAGGAGAGGCGGAGCUCCAGCAGGGACCCGCCCACAGAGCACUGACUCCACCUUCAGACUUUCAAGCACAACUCAUAUACUGAACAGGAUUUAACUGUUGGAUUGGCUGGUGAUUAGACUACUGGGUUCUGAGAUGUCAAUUUUGAAAAAGAAAAUAAAAUUGUCCAGAAGCACUUUU